Puma concolor (puma) is the source of this 582-nucleotide messenger RNA. It is a transcript of the gene IMMP1L, whose product is annotated as inner mitochondrial membrane peptidase subunit 1. Gene Ontology annotation, molecular function: serine-type endopeptidase activity. The record is from RefSeq and is a predicted model, not a curated record. NCBI's taxonomy places the organism in Eukaryota, Metazoa, Chordata, Mammalia, Carnivora, Felidae. Gene Ontology annotation, cellular component: membrane; mitochondrial inner membrane peptidase complex.
CACCUGCCCUAAAAAUUGAAUGUAUUGUAGAACAGACCUAUGGCCAAUGGUGGCAGAGUCUGCAUAGAACUAUGCUUCGUGGUGUUCUGGGAAAAACCUUUCGACUUGUUGGCUAUACUAUCCAGUAUGGCUGUAUAGCUCAUUGUGCUUUUGAAUAUGUUGGUGGUGUUGUCAUGUGUUCUGGACCAUCAAUGGAGCCUACAAUCCAAAAUUCAGAUGUUGUCUUUGCAGAAAAUCUUAGUCGACAUUUCUAUGGUAUCCAAAGAGGUGACAUUGUGAUUGCAAAAAGCCCAAGUGAUCCAAAAUCAAACAUUUGUAAAAGAGUAAUUGGUUUGGAAGGAGACAAAAUCCUCACCAAUAGUCCAUCAGAUUUCUUUAAAAGCCAUAGUUAUGUGCCAACAGGUCAUGUGUGGUUAGAAGGUGAUAAUCUACAGAAUUCUACAGAUUCCAGGUAUUAUGGACCUAUUCCAUAUGGACUAAUAAGAGGACGUAUCUUUUUCAAGAUUUGGCCUCUGAGUGAUUUUGGAUUUCUGCGUGACAGCCCUAAUGGCCACAGAUUUUCUGACGAUUAGCAAGCAUUUA